UCCUUAAUCUGGCUGCGAGUCUCUCUUUCUCUCUCUCUCUCUCAAUUCCGCGCUUGCGAUGGGGAAACUGAGCUCGAGCCGCUGGUCGCCGGCACGGCCGGCCUAUCUCUUUUCUCGUAGGGACGGCUUACUCUUUCUCUUUGCCAUCAUCUCUGUCAUCUGCCUCGUUACCAACGAACUCUCUCGUAAUUAUGUUCUCGCCGCCGAUUUCGAGGGAUUCGACACUGACGAAUUCGAAUACGAUGAAGACACCAACGACGCUAUCCAUUCCCAGACUCUCAAUCCAGCCUCUCCUUCCGCUACCACCCUAACCCAAUCCUCGGAAGCCGAAUCCCACCACGUCCUCACACCACCAUCUGCAGUCGAAGAUUCCCCUGCCGUCGGCAUCGAACAUGGCGGAAAACCACAUGCCUCUUCCGCCCUCGAAUUCUGGGACGACGAAGAGUUUGAGGGUGUUCCCUUUCAAAUCGCUGAUCCAAGCCGUGAUUCGCCGGUACCGCCCUCGGAGCCGUCUGCAUAUACUGAAGCUGUAGCUGACACCCGCUUGCCGACCCCGCAUCAGCCUUUCUCCUUGAGCUCAUACACGAUCGAAAUCGUGUGUAUCAGUUUUCUCAUUGCAUUCGCUGUAAAUUUCUUUAUCGGAAAACGACAGAACGAGUUGAUCGCGCUCUGCUGGGCUUCCCAGUUCGCAACUAAGGACUCGAUCUUUGUCAAGAAUUUUAGUCUCUUGGGGACCGGUGACGGCAAGGAGGACGCUCCCCUACUUCUCAAGGAGGGGCAGGACGUGUUCAAGUUCUAUGCGAGUGGACGGAGGUUCUGCCAGGGUCUACUUGCUAUCAUGGAGCUGCAGAGUCGACAUGAUUUGAUUGCAAGGCUGACGGAUCUGCUGUUCAACAAGAAGGAUACAAUCACUUUUGAGGUUGUGAUGAACGAGGAUGCCAUGGACCAUGUUAUCCUUGCGGUUGCAAGAAAGAAGAUGGCGAAGUCUAUGCACAAGGAAAGCAGGGAUCUCCAGAGAUUUGCCACAGUGAUGACAACAACUCCUUCUGGGAGAAAGUGGGUAGCUGAGGACUUGGUGGUGGUUACAGAGUCGAAGGAGGUGGCAGGGGAUUUGAUAACAGAUGCUGUUAUUGAUCAGGUACUGGGUGAGAAAGCAUUUGACAAAGUUGGGAAGGGAUUCAUUUCAUUUCACUUCUCCGAUCAACACCCAGGCUCUCGGAAGAAGCUUCUAAUCCUCAAAUUUGCACUUCCAGGCGUCAACAAUAUGGCUGAAAUGACAAGAUUGGUUAACCUCGUACCUUACUACAUUGACUUAAUUGGACGUUACAAACCAAGCUCACAGGCCCGUGCAAAAACCGAAGCUGCCAGAGCAAAAGCUGCGCAAGAGGCAUUUAAAGAAAUGCAAAGUGAGAGGCAAGAAACACUGCAGAAAAAGAAGGCUGAGAAGAAAAAAUUGGUUGAAGAGGCUGAAGCAAAGUUGAGUGCUGAGGCCAUUCGCAAGAAGGAAGAGAAAGAACGCUCUCGUCAAAUGAAGAAGCUAAUGCCUAAGGUUAAGAUGCUUCGAUCCCACUAGGAACACACUAAUCGACUCGCUCCGUCUUGAAACAUCAUUUGAAUGCUGGGUCUCUUGCACUGAGAAGGCUUUAAUAUGGUGUUAGCUUUUUAGGAAUGCUUCUGAUACUUUCUGGACAGUGAAAUCUGAGACAUUAAUCUCCCAAAUAGCAGCUGUUGUUUCUGUUCAUUGUGUUGUUUUCCUAGCUUACUGUUUUAAAUUCAGUCUCUUUUAAUUCAAUUAGGGUAACUGUAGCUUAUUUUUGGUGUGUACAUAAAGCUGCUACUAUUUAUAAGCUGCUAGCCUUGUUUCUUA
Messenger RNA from Phalaenopsis equestris, 1867 nucleotides. RefSeq lists its product as uncharacterized. Gene Ontology annotation, cellular component: endoplasmic reticulum. Gene Ontology annotation, biological process: endoplasmic reticulum calcium ion homeostasis. Lineage: Eukaryota; Viridiplantae; Streptophyta; Magnoliopsida; Asparagales; Orchidaceae. Bases 59 to 1573 code for a protein of 504 amino acids. The transcript is spliced from 3 exons. Gene Ontology annotation, molecular function: calcium ion binding. The record is from RefSeq and is a predicted model, not a curated record.